Messenger RNA from Cladophialophora immunda, 2164 nucleotides. RefSeq lists its product as uncharacterized. The record is from RefSeq and is a predicted model, not a curated record. The transcript has 3 exons. Gene Ontology annotation, molecular function: dipeptidyl-peptidase activity. Bases 170 to 2164 code for a protein of 664 amino acids. NCBI's taxonomy places the organism in Eukaryota, Fungi, Ascomycota, Eurotiomycetes, Chaetothyriales, Herpotrichiellaceae.
CGGGGCUAUGCAACCACCCAUUCCGGAGCCGACGGGAAUUACAGCGAACUGUCUGCUUCCGGUAGCAGCCAACAUUCUCUGUACUUGGUGAAUAAGACGGCUUUGCUAUCAUCAUCAGUCCUAGCCACAUGAUGUGGGGCAGUUUGGGGUACCGACUCUGACGCGGCCCAUGGGAGUCUUGAAAGAUACCCAAUCGCUUUCCUUCUGGCAACCCCCGGCUGGAUCGAUAUUACCCGUGCUCUCGAUGCUUAAGAUCUACCGAUUCAUGCACACAGUUGAUGUGCCCGUCAAUGUUGCUUUGCAUACUGCAUAUAUAAAUCUGACAAACUGCAAGCCACAAGUCACUACUCGCAAUAAACCAAAAAUGCCGAACAAGUUGCGAGAUGAUCUUCACAAGAUCGACACCAACUCUUUUGACUACAUCUACGAAGAGAAUGCUACGGUCCAGCUAAACGGCGGGCGUGGCAUUGUCCGAUGCAAUAUAUUCCGGCCAAAGGCGGCCGAAGGAACAAAAUUCCCUGUUCUGGUAACAUAUGGACCGUAUGGCAAGGACGUCCACUACUCGGUGUUUCACGCUGCAUCGUUUGCAGAGGUUCCGGAAGAACACCACUCACCACAUUCAGCAUGGGAGACACCUGAUCCUGGAUAUUGGACUCGACACGAAUAUGCAAUCGUACGAGCCGAUGAGGUUGGUCUUGGUCAGUCACCUGGUGUGCUCAACACGAUGUCCAGAGAUACGAGCCUGUGUUUCGCGGAUGUGAUUGAAUGGGCAGCCUCUCAGCCAUGGUCUUCCGGAAAGGUUGGUCUUCUCGGAAUCAGCUACUACGCGGGUAGCCAGUGGCGAGUUGCGGCGCGACGGCCUCGUGGCCUUGCCUGUAUAGUGCCCUGGGAGGGAAUGAGCGACUAUUACCGCGACCGCUGCCGUCACGGCGGCAUCUUGUCAAACACCUUCAUUGACUUCUGGUGGAACCGACAAGUCAUUGUCAACCAAUACGGGCGGCCCGGGAGAGCUGCACGAAAAUGGGGCCCAGAUACCAUCGAAGGUACUUUGGAGGAGGUCGAACUUCGCGCCAACUGCCAUGACCAGAACGUGGAUAAUGUUAACAACCAUUUCCUCGAUGACGACUACUAUGCGAGCAAAGACUAUAAUCUGUCGGACAUAGAGGUGCCCUUGCUCUCUGUCGGAAACUGGGGCGGCAUUCUCCUCCACCUUCGAGGCAAUGUUGAAGGGUUCCUAAAUGCAGGGUCAAAGCAUAAGUACCUCCGAUUUAUCACUGGUCGUCACGACCUUCCAUUCUAUACUAAGGAAUACGUGGACAUGCAACGAAGUUUCUUGGACGCCUUCCUCAAGGGACACGACCCUCUGGGAUGGUCAGAUGACAAGCUACCAAAGGUUGGGUAUAGGGCCAGAACAGGUGAUGUUGGUUUCAAUGACGCUGCCGCCGAGAGUGCUUAUUCUACUCGGUACGCAAAGGACUGGCCAAUCCCCGGAACGCAGUAUACGCACUACUACUUGACGCCUAGCCAAGGUCUGAUCGGGUCUCCCCCCACGGGGAAGGCUUGUAGGCUGUCCUACAAGGCUUUGGGAGAUCUCAACAAUCAACAUCUUAUCCAGUUUACUAGUGAGCCGUUCAACCAGGAGACUGAGUUCACAGGCCAUCCCGUGGCACAUUUGAAUGUGUCGGUUACUGCAGCUGAAGGUUCGACAUGCAAGCCGAGCGAUAUCGACCUCUUUAUCACAAUCCGACAUUUGAAUUCCCAUGGUAAAGAGAUCCUAUAUACAGGUACAGUUGGAGAUCCAGUCCCUGUAACCAAAGGCUGGCUGCGAGUCAGUCUGCGAAAGACCAACGAUAAAAGCCCGAGGCAUAAGCCAUGGCACCCUCAUCGUGAAUAUCUCUCAACUGAUCGUGCACCGCUUCUCCCCGGACAGGUUUAUCCUGUGGACGUGGAGAUCUGGCCGACCAACGUGGUUAUGGCGCCUGGAGAUCGUCUGGUGCUAGAGAUAUCAUCGGGCGACACUCAAGGUGCAGGCUUGUUUGAGCAUAAUUCAAAAGAUGAUCGGGAUGAUGCGACUUUUGGUGGUGUGAAUCAUGUUCACUUUGGGGAGGAGUAUGAGAACUGGUUGUCGAUGCCUUUGAUUCCAGCUGGCCAAGCAUCAGAUUAA